This is a messenger RNA of Polychytrium aggregatum, 2043 nucleotides long. RefSeq lists its product as uncharacterized. The coding region runs from base 1 to 2043 and encodes 680 amino acids. Lineage: Eukaryota; Fungi; Chytridiomycota; Chytridiomycetes; Polychytriales. The transcript has 7 exons. Gene Ontology annotation, biological process: ubiquitin-dependent protein catabolic process; protein ubiquitination. Gene Ontology annotation, cellular component: ubiquitin ligase complex; cytosol. Gene Ontology annotation, molecular function: metal ion binding; ubiquitin protein ligase activity. The record is from RefSeq and is a predicted model, not a curated record.
AUGCGGCAGCCAGAGGCCCGCCCGAGCGGGGGGAGCCCCGCCCGAACCCCAGACUUCGCCACUUUGACCAAGAAGAAAAAGAAGGGCAAGAAGAAGAGCGCCGGCAGCCCCGCGGGCUCUGCAGCAGUCGUCCAGGCAGCCGCCGCGAUCGCCAGCACCAGCACCAGCACCAGCAGCACGGCCGAGCCGGAUCUCAGUCCACCGGCAGACACCGAAGAUAUGAACACCGUCAAGCCCGAGCAUCUGCCGCCCCAAGCCGUCAGCAAGCCUGCUCCGUCGGGCCAGCUGCCACCAGAGAUCACAGCGAUGCUGCAUCCUGGAUCAAGCAUCAACACUUCCUCGCUCGAGAGAGUGCUGCACACCAAGUAUCCGGAAGCGUGCACGCCCCUCUCGCUGUCGCUCCUGUCGUCAGUCCAGCGCCUGCAGUCGAAGAUGGUGAUGCUCGAAGACUUUAUUGCUUCGUCGGCCAGCGUCCCAGUGCCCAGCAACCCCAGCCAAACCCAGGCUCAAGCCCAAAGCUGCACCAAAGACAAGCGCACGACAGACAACGCUUUCGGACAAGCCAGCGCACGACCCACUCGGCCCCAAGCCUCAGUCCACGUCCAAUGCAACCUGUGCCCGCAACUCACCAGCGUAUCAGUGCAGUGCGAUCCCGCCGUCGGUCAAGACGACCCUGCCAAGAGGCCUUCUGGGACCAAGGGAACUCAAGAUGCUGAGUCGCUCAGCUGGCUGGUGUGCGCCAUCUGUUUGGAGAUCAUGGUGGCCCCGCACACCAUUGAGUGUGGCCACAGCUUCUGCUUUGGCUGCAUCCGCUCUUGGCUCCAGCGGGGCGAGCGCAAGCGUUGUCCGACCUGCCGAGGACACAUCGAACAGAAACCCGUUCCCACCCUGCUCCUGAGGCACCACAUUGAUUCCAUCAUCCAAAGCCUCCCUGACGGCCCCAAGGGCAAAUCGAAGAAGGAACACUACAAGCGCUUGCUCGAUGUCUCCGACGAGAUGCGCGAUCCCUGGGGCACUAUAUUUGCUGCACAGACCCAAGCCGUCUUGGACCACGAUGACGGCGUUCGGCGUUGUGGUUCCUGCGGCUGGGAAAUCACUGGAACCGAAUGCAUCAACUGUGGACAGAUCUAUGACCAUGACGAAGCCACCCUCAGAGCGUUCGGCGUCGAUGAAACCGACCCGUACGACGAGUACACAAACAACGACUCGGAGCAGGACGAGGACGACGAGUAUCUUGCCACCGAUGACGAUGGCAGCGACAGUCACUACCACUAUAUCGAGGACGAGGCAGCAGAGAGUGAUGAUGGCGGCAUUAGGCUGAUGGAAGACGGAGACGAGAGCGAGGAAGAGCUCGACGACGACGAUGAAGACGACGACGAUGACGACGACGACGAGGAAGAGCCUGCGAGCGACGAAGACUAUGCUCCAAAGAGAAAGGGCAAGCUCAUCAGAGUCCCCUCGGCACGCAAUGUGCCGCUUUCGGAGAGCGAGUCCGACAGCAAGCUCGAUGUGCAGCCAGCCCGUCCGAUCCCGUCGUUGGCGCUAUCAUCGUCGAAACGAGCCAAGCGUGUUGUCGUGCUGGAUUCGGACGACGAAACCGCAGGCGCACCGAGCAGCAGCAGUCCAGCUGUGAAUGCUGUCGAUGGAGAUCCAGGCCCCAGCCGCAGAGCACCACCAAAACCCAAGGCUGCCAAACGAAGCCUUGCCGACGAGCACGUCGUCGUUUUGGAUCCGCAGACCCCACCCAAAAUGCCUCGUCAGGGACUUCCUGGUCGGGCAGUCAAAGGCAGUACUUCAACGGAUGUCAGCCCCCUCACGGUCGCGAGCGUCCAGAGUCCCCGAAAGCGAAAGUCUGUCUCUCACGACGACCACGCUGCUGGUCUCGAGGCACUGCUCAACGGCGACAACGAAUUCCUGUCAUCAUCUAGCCAAGGCGAAGACGACUCAAACGACGAGUCCACGCCCGCUGCUACACCGCCGCAGUCCAGCCGCACCCGAAACGCAAGAACCGGUGCCAAGAAGUCGAGACUGGGCACCCGCUGA